Messenger RNA from Carassius gibelio (silver crucian carp), 3706 nucleotides. RefSeq names its product zinc finger FYVE domain-containing protein 1-like. The transcript has 11 exons. Gene Ontology annotation, molecular function: metal ion binding. Bases 124 to 2088 code for a protein of 654 amino acids. NCBI's taxonomy places the organism in Eukaryota, Metazoa, Chordata, Actinopteri, Cypriniformes, Cyprinidae. The record is from RefSeq and is a predicted model, not a curated record.
CCCUUGCGUCCAGUUGGAAAACCGAGCAGCGCCAGCAGCACAGUAGUAGCAGCUAGAAGUCCUGGGACAGUUGUAGUCUAAACUAGCCUUCCAGAGAAUUGCAAUGGUUUAUAAUCUUUUGCCAUGUCUGAAAUGCUGAUGAAAGAUCUAGAAGAGAUUUCUCUCGGGCCUGUUAAGAUGGACGAGCAGAAGGAAGAUGGACGGAGUUUUCUCCUGGUGGACGAAAACGAAAGCUUGCAGGUGAAGAACGAAGCAGAGUUUUUGCAGAAGUUGGGCUGCAGUGCUGCUCAAGGAGUCAAAGUGCUCUCCAUCUUCGGUAACACGGGCGACGGCAAGUCCCACACUCUCAAUCACGUGCUUUUCAGUGGUGAGGAGGUGUUCCUCACGUCCCCUUCUCCGUCCUCAUGCACGGUGGGCGUGUGGGCCGCUUACGAGCCGCGUCUGAACCUGAUCGUGCUGGACACGGAGGGCCUGCUCGGUGCCGCCAGUCAGCAGAACCGGCGGAUGCGUCUGCUGCUGAAGGUCCUGGCCGUGUCAGACGUGGCCAUCUACCGCACGCGGGCCGAGAGGCUGCACAACGACAUGUUCCAGUUCCUCGGCAGCGCGUCGGCUGCUUACCUGAAGCACUUCACACCUGAGCUCCGCGCUCUGUCUAACCGCUGCGGGCUGGACGUGCCUCUCUCUAGCCUGGGACCUGCUGUUAUAGUUUUCCAGGAGACUGUUCGCACGCUUCUGCUAGGCCAGGAUGCCUCUGUCCUGGGACAAGCAGACACACUUCUGCAAAAGCGCUUCCAUGACUUGGGCCAGAGCACAGACGCCUUCAGCUCUGUUCAGUACGUGGGCACCCAAACCAUCACCCCCCCCACAGACUACUCCCAGUUACUGCAGAUAGUCAAUCAGCAGGUGAACAACACAUCCCAGAGAGCCCCGCGCCAGCCGGCCAUCGUGUUCAGUGCAUUGCAGGCUUUGAGCAACAGGUUCUGUGGAGAGAUCUCAGAUGACAAAAUCAGCAUAUUCUCCUUCUUUCCUGAUGAAUAUUUCACUUGCCCAUCAGUCUGUCUCAGCUGCAAUGUUCGGUGUAAGAAUGGCAUGAACCACCAGAAAGACGGGGUCUCACACAUGGCCGAUGGAUUAUGCCAGUAUGCCCACCAAUACAACAAUAAAGUUAUCAUUUGUAAGAGGUGCUAUGAGAGUGGAAAAGAAGUGAUUGUCAUGCCGAAAACAUCUGCCUCCACAGAUAACCAAUGGCUGGGUUUGGCCAAGUAUGCAUGGUCAGGCUAUGUUUUAGAGUGUGCCAGCUGUGGCAUCAUCUACCGCAGUAGACAGUACUGGAUGGGCAACCAGGAUCCAGAGAGCAGUGUGGUGCGGCCAGAGGUCAAGCAUGUCUGGCAGGGGACAGAUGCCUUCCAGACAGACCAUCAGAAUGCAGCUCAGCGGGUUUUGGAUGGAAUGAAUUACAUAAUCCAGUCAGUGACCGAAUACAGCUCAGGCCCAACUAAAGCCGUCACUGCCUGGCUCACAGACCGGGUGGCUCCACCCUACUGGAAACCCAACUCUGAAAUCAUUGAAUGUCUUGGCUGUAAAAGAGCGUUUGAGGAGGCGGAGAGGAAACACCACUGUCGGGCAUGUGGGGAGGGUUUCUGUCAGGCCUGCUCCACUCACAGCAUGCUAGUGCCCGAGAGGGGCUGGGGCGGGACCCCUGUACGGGUGUGUGAUGCCUGUUACCGGCAGGGAGGACCCCAGCAAACUGGACAGGUGGCUGUUACAGAGCCCCGGACACUAGUCGCCCGCAGAGUGACAGAAGUAGCUCAGUCCACUCUGGAUAUGGUCUCCAAUGCAGUGGACUUCCCCCUGGGUUUCGUGAAGGGAGUUGCAAGACCAGACUAUUGGAUCCCAGACCAUGAGAUCACCCAGUGUCACAGCUGUACUAAACCCUUCACCCCCAGCAUGUCCAAGCACCACUGCCGGGCAUGUGGUCAGGGGGUGUGCGGGAACUGCUCGAUGAAGACCAGGCCAGUGCCCUCUCGUGGCUGGGACCACCCUGUGCGAGUGUGUGAUGGCUGCGCUGACAGCAGGGAUUCCCUGUGACCUUGCUGUGCCUCUGUAGUGCCACUCCAGUACAUCUUACUGCUAGGUGCUGGUUGUAGCCAGUUUCAUCCUUAGGCAGUGUAAUCGGGUCUGAGAGGAAGAAGAAACACUGCAGCUGCACAGACAAACACUCAGGCUUUUCAAAGCAUUAGAGAGUGAUGAUAUCUGGGUUAUAUUUCAUCUCAAAAUCAAAAGAGAAAAAUGUUAAAUGAUAUGUUGCGUAAUUAAUAUAUUUUUUUGUGUGUGUGUAUAUAUAUAUAUAUAUAUAUAUAUAUUAGUGCUGUCAAACCGUGAUUAAUCACAUCCAAAAGAAAAGUUUUUAUUUACAUAAUAUAUCUCUGUGUACUGCAUAUAUUUAUUAUGUAUAUAUAAAUACACACACAUACUUUGAAAUAUUUUGAAAAUAUUAACGUGUAUUUACAUAUGCAUGUAUAUAUUUAUAUUUUUCUAAUUUAUAUUAUAUACAAAUAUAUAAUAUAUAAACGUUACAUAUUUUUCUUAAUUCUAUGCAUGCAUAGGUGUGUAUUUAUAUAUACAUAAUAUACACAUUACCCACACAUACUAUGUAAACAAAAACUUUAAUUUUGGAUUGCAAUUAAUAAUUUGACAGCACAAAAUGUUAUAUAUAUAUAUAUAUAUAUAUAUAUAUAUAUAUAUAUAUAUAUAUAUAUAUAUAUAUAUAUAUAUAUAUAUAUAUAUAUAUAAAUUUUGACUUUGGGAUGAAUAAACAACCCAGACAUGUUCUAUUCUUUUUGAGAUUUGCUACAGAAAUGAGAAAAAUAGAGGAAAAUAGAAAAUACUAAUUAUAAUAUUUGAAUAGAUUUUGAUGGAUUCUAGCUAUUGACUAUUGUGCUGGCACUGAAACUAAUUGCCUUCUAAAAGUGCAUUUCUGUAAAUAAUUUGUUGAUUAAACAUGAUGUUUCUGUCCCAAAGAUGAGAUGUAACCUCCAUAACAGACUAAAAACACAGAGCAAGAGCAGUAAAUAUAUUAACAUAUCUAAUACACAGUACAUUAUCACUUAGAGAUACAUAGGUUCUCUGAUAUUUGCAGCUUUACCUAUAUUGGUAUAGUUUUAUAUUUUAUUCCAGGAACAGAGUAUCAGAAGUAGACAAGUUAAGCCUAGAAUUAACAUUCCAGUUCAGUCCAGUUCAAUGCAGUUUAUCUUGUCAGUUCAUAUCGCAUUGUAUUUUUUUCUCAGCAUUGUUCUUUUCUGAAACAAUGACUGCACUUUAUCUAAUAUUUCCUGUUGUGGUCGACUUUCUUUAGGUGAGAGCCAUAUAAUCUAAUACAUAAGAUGCAAACUGUACAUAUAUAAUGAAAUUGGAAUUGUUCUGCAGCAUUAACAGUGCCUAAUGGAUCUCAACCGCUGUCUUGCAUAUAAUGGGAUGAUUUCACAGUGUGGGUGUCUGACAUUUAAUACAGGCUUCCGCUAAACUCAAUGCAGAUGAUGAAUGUUGAGCCAUCACAGCAGGAUCCCUCUCUGGUUUCCUAGCAUGUGUACCGCUUAGAAAAUGGCUUGUACAAGGCACUUUAUUCAUAUUUGAUUCAAAAGAAUCCAUGUGGAAUUUCUUAAAGGGAUAAUUCACAUAAAAAUAAAAAUCUGGAAGUCAAUGGCUA